AUGCCGCUGCACAACAUCAAGCGCAAGGUGGCCAAGUGGCUCCACUGGCUGCAAGACCUCAAGACGGAACACCAGUACCUCGGUCGCUACUCAGUUGAAAAACUCUGCGCGUUCCAUGCCUACCAAGAGAAGACAAGCAUCUACCGAGUCGUCGCAGUCAUCGCGCUUACCCCUCUACCCACCGCCCUCACGCUAUGGGGACUCGACUGCCUUCCUCUGCGCGACCCGCGCGGUGGGGCUAAACGACACACCACCACCUUCCUGCUGUCGAUUCUGUCCCACGCCAUCAUGACAUACAUGUUCCUGCUGGCUGGCAAGCAGGCGGUAGGACUCAACCAUCGCGGCACACGGUACACGCACAAGAAGGUUGCCCUCAUCUCGAUCUGUGUGGCGGUGUGUCUCGAGUUGUGGUGGAUCAUCUGGGCCUUCGAGUGGCGCUUCCCAAUCCCGUAUCGUGAGUUCCUCGGCGUGCCGUCAUGGGGAAUGCUCACCGUCCUCUUCAACUACGUCUUGGCCAAGGACGAGCUCACGCGCGCGUGGGAGCGACUACGGCACUACGUCCCCGUUGUAGGCACUCAGAUGCUGCUCUUCUACUUCCUGCUCUUCCUGUCGGUGGGGUUCGCCGCCGUUCCCUGGUGGGCGCAAGUCACCAUGAUCUUCCUCAUUCCCGUCGUCAAGCUGUCCAUCAAGCGAGCGCUUUGGAAGUACGCGCGCAAUCUCAACGACAUCAGCGCGGACGUGACGAUCUGCAUGGUAGAGAUCUCGGGCUCGCUCUACCAGACCGUCUGCAUGAACUACGUGCAGAGCAAUCUGAUGGCGCUGCUGCUGAUGGCGCUUGACUUCGUGCAAGCCGCGCACGAGGCUCAAGUCUACGUCCGCCACGACUACAUCAGCGACUCCAAGUCCACGCUGCACGCUGCCGUGAGGAUCGUCGAAAGUGCACUGUACUCGGGUACUGUCGAGAAAUCGACUGCGGAUAAUCCGGUUGGUCUCGAGGAAUACACGGAAAACAUACAAGAAACGAAGCAGCUUCAUGACCACCUUCACCCUGAACAAUUACCAAGAGUUCGGCCCGUGAUUAAGCCGCAAUCCUCUUUCCGCGACCUUCAAUUUGAGCCAGAGCCGAGUAAGGAAUCGGUCUCGGACGUGAUGGUGUGUCUGCUGAGGAAGGGGGUCUCAUGGCGCCGAAGAAGGAAGCAUCGUACUAGUCGUCGCCAGCAAAUGUAUUCUACCGACGAUCAAGGCAGCCCGAAGAAGGCUAAAGGGAAGUCUAAACGCAAGACGCUAUCGAAAGUGAAGUUUCACAGAAGCUCUGCUGCUUCGACACCUCGUUAUAGCAACGGGGAGAUCGGUUCUGGCAGUGCUAGCUCCCACAGCGUCGGGGUCGGCGGUAUCAACAUCAGUCGUGAGGCGGCAACCUCAAUUUUCAUCAACUCCAAUGUGAUCUGA
This is a messenger RNA of Phytophthora sojae, 1449 nucleotides long. RefSeq lists its product as hypothetical. The coding region runs from base 1 to 1449 and encodes 482 amino acids. The record is from RefSeq and is a predicted model, not a curated record. The transcript has a single exon. Lineage: Eukaryota; Oomycota; Peronosporomycetes; Peronosporales; Peronosporaceae.